Messenger RNA from Racocetra fulgida, 270 nucleotides. Lineage: Eukaryota; Fungi; Glomeromycota; Glomeromycetes; Diversisporales; Gigasporaceae. The record is from the annotation of a GenBank genome assembly.
AUACAGACUCACCAAUCCCUAAAGAGCUUUUACCAUCAGAGGCUAUUCCAUUGAUUCGUGAAGAAGGAUCACGUCGAGGAAAAUCACUAGAAGGCUCAGAGUAUCUUUUUCCACUAAAUACGGAUUUUGAAGGUUGGAUCAAAGAUUUUGAAACUGCAAAGGCAUCAAAAUAUAUAAAACGUCAGGAAAAUCAAUCAGUAAAUGGAACUUGUACUUACUAUAGAUGUCACUGUAGAGGAACAUAUGAAAGUGUAGCUGGAAAUAAUCUAA